UUUUCAUAGAAAUAUAAAAUAUGAUCAACAUGAUAAAUGAUGAUAAAUACAAUUUACAAAAUAGGUUUAUACAGACAAACCGAAUAAAAAUCACGUAGUGUUUUAUCGUCUUCCAUUAAGUGAACCAACAAAUAUAUUAUUUUUAUAAUAAGGAAAAAAAUUUUCAAAAUAUUUUAGUACAUUUUUACUGAAAGUGUUUUUGAAAAUUUAAUUUUCUUUUUUACGAGGAGGAACUUUUAUUUACAUUUUACUUUUUAAUUUAGAAUAAUGGAAAUUGAAGAUUCACAAAUUGACGAUGAAAGUCUCUAUGCUCUAUUUGUUGAUUUUCAAAAAGCAAUUGACGACAAUAAUGAGGAGAAAAUAAAGAUAAUUCUCAAAAAACGUGGUAUUAUUACGAAAAAAUUCACCUUUCCUGAUUUAUCACUUCUACAUGUAGCCACGAAACGUGGCACUAUUAAUAUUGUCAAACAACUGUGUCAACAAGAAGGCAUUGAUAUUAACAUGAAAAAUAGAUCAGGCGAGACACCAAUUUUCAACGCAAUAAAAAAUUCUUCCGAAAUGACAAAACUUCUUCUCAAUAACAAUGCGGCUGUGAAUGUUGUUUGUAAAAAUGGUCUCACACCACUUUAUCACGCAUUGCUUCAUGGCGACUUGAAUACUGUCUGUUUACUGCUUGAAAAAUUAAUCGACGUGAAAUUUUUUCACGAAACUGGUGAAAAUUCGGGGGAGAUGAAUAAAAAAGAAUUAAGUAAAAAUGACGAGGAGUUUAAAGGAAAGGAAGAGGAAUUUAAAGGAAGUGAAGAGAAAUUAAAAGGAAUUGAAGAGGAAUUGAAUAAAGACGAAAAGGCGAAAAAAUUGGAGAGAGUUGUCAAAAUUUUGUUGGAGUACAAAAAAGAAUUGGGUUUGAAUGAAAAGGAUUAUCCGCUCUUGAUUUAUUUCGCAGCGCAAUUAAAAAUUCGGGAUAUUUUGGACUUGGUACUGAAGGAUGUGAGAGAAUCGACAAAGAAUUUUGAUUCUAAUUCAAAUUUAUUGAAUACAAAAGGCGAUUAUGAUCGAACUGCGCUGCAUUACGCUGUACGAGAGGGAAAGACGAAAAUUGUCAACUUUUUUCUAAAGGAAGGCGCGAAUCCGAAUUGCAAAACAAAAAUGGAUUUCACUCCUCUGCAUUAUGCCGUAGCUUUGGAGAAUUUGGAAAUUUGUUGCCUUCUCCUUGCAAACGGUGCGGAUGUUAAUGCCGAAUCGAUAAGCGAAGGAAGUCCACUGUACGUCAUCGCAGGAAGAAGCGAAUUGAAAAAUCUCGUAAAAUCAACCGACAGCUAUUACUACGACGAGAGGCACAACACUUUUAUAAAUCGCAUGAAUUCCUAUUACGAGCCGGAAGUGAUAUUCAAUAGGGAAAUUAUGGAACUACUGCUGAAGAAUGGAGCAAACACGGAGUGUCAUUCGAAAGAGGGUGUGACACCAUUUCUAGAGGCUUGUCGCGCUGGACUCUACGAGGAGGCGAAGAUUCUUCUCAAUCACAAGGCAAAUUGUUAUGCGAGAGAUUUUGAAAAUAAUUCCGCCCUUCAUCACGCUGCAAUUGGUUGUUCAUUGGAAAUAAUUGAUCUUCUCAUUGAUGAAAAAAAAUUUGAUGUCGAUGUGAAAAAUGAAAAUGACUACACACCGUUGAUGUGCGCCGUGCAGAAUGAGAGGCGAAUUUCUUUGGAAACUAUUGAAUAUUUCGUUGAACGUGGAGCGAAUAUCAAUGCCCGGAAUAAACGGGGAGCAACUUGUCUACACAUCGCUGCUUAUUUUGAUUUGACAACAACCGUUCGAUGUCUCAUCGAAUUGGGCGCCAAUUGGCAAAUGAAUUUCCAAACAGACAAUUAUAAUUCACCGGCAAUGGGGGAAAUAUUGUCGAGUUUUUAUUUUCCCGGCGUUCAGACUGGUCGAAAGUGGAUCAUUUCUCUGGCGGCCUUAAAAAAUAGCAAUGAGACAAUUGAUAAUUUUUUGAAAAGUUAUGUGGGAAGUGAAAAGCAAAUACUACAGGAUGCUAAUGAUUAUUUUCAAAAAUCAAAAAUUGAAGUUAAUAAAUUGAAACAAACGGCGAUUAUUAAUGAAAUGAGAGUUAGUUAUUAUGAUUUUUUGACAAAAGAUCAUUAUAGUUGUUAUAAGUUUGUGAAAAAUUUGAAAUUUAGAGAAACUUUAUCGAAGGGUGAUUAUAAAAAUGAAUUUCCGUGUUAUGAAAAACUAUUGGAGGGACGAUUUAAACGAGUUGAAAAUCUAGAAGAUUCUAUUGAUAGAGUUGUUGGUUUUUUAACGGAUUACGGUGAUAAAAUUCAAUUGCCAAUUACUGCUGUCGAUAUAAUAUUGGGACAUUUUCGAUCAUUUGAUUUUCGUGCUUUUGGACGACUUUUAGCGAGAAAACGAUUUUGAGAGAGAAAGAGAAUUUGAAAAAUUAUCGAAUUUUGAUAGAAAUAUGUAUGUAUUUUUUUUUUUGAAAAAUGUAUUUUGCUAUAUACACAUUAUUAAAAACUACCAAAUAAAAUAAGUU
Molecule: messenger RNA, 2533 nt
Organism: Leptopilina heterotoma
Lineage: Eukaryota; Metazoa; Arthropoda; Insecta; Hymenoptera; Figitidae
Product: putative ankyrin repeat protein RF_0381
Exons: 2
Coding region: 268-2415 (715 amino acids)
Biological process (GO): protein localization to ciliary inversin compartment
Cellular component (GO): ciliary inversin compartment
Molecular function (GO): protein binding
Source: RefSeq, a predicted model, not a curated record